This is a messenger RNA of Plasmodium relictum, 2217 nucleotides long. RefSeq names its product bromodomain protein, putative. The transcript has a single exon. Bases 1 to 2217 code for a protein of 738 amino acids. NCBI's taxonomy places the organism in Eukaryota, Apicomplexa, Aconoidasida, Haemosporida, Plasmodiidae. Gene Ontology annotation, molecular function: protein binding. The record is from RefSeq and is a predicted model, not a curated record.
AUGAGUAUAAAUAAAAUCAAGUAUGAUGAAUUAGAGGAAAUAAAAGGUAAAAAUGAAAUAUUAAUAAAUUUAUUAAACAAACUCAUAGCAUUCGACAAAAAAAGAAUAUUUUUGUAUCCAGUUAAUGUCGAAUUAGUUCCUGAUUAUCUUAAUAUAAUCAAAGAGCCAAUGGAUUUUACUACGAUGAAACAUAAAAUCCAGAAUUAUAAAUAUAAUGAUUUCAAUGAAUUUGAAAAAGAUGUUUAUUUAAUUAUCAAUAAUUGUUAUACUUAUAAUGAUAAAAGUACCAUAUAUCAUAGAGUAGCAGAAAAUUUAGAAAAUUACUACAAAAAAAUUAGCAUUAAAAUGCAUAAAAGAUUUAUGAAUAUACAUUAUCUUUAUCAUAAAGAUAAAAAUAUUAUAAAUAGUGUUGCGUCUAGUGCUAAUGCAAAUAAUGUAAAAAAGAGUUAUUUAAAAGAAAAGAAAAAAAAUGAAAAAACAAAAAAGCAUGGGAAGGUAGGAAGACCAUGUAAAUUAAAUGCCGAUUCAAAAAACAGUUAUUAUAAUAACUCAAAUGAAUUUAUUAAUGCUUCUUAUAAAAAAAAAAGAAUUAGCAAUAAAAAUUUAUCAAAAGGUAUUGAACACAUGUAUAAUAACUUUGUUAAUAAUGCAGUUGUAUCAUAUACACCUAAUUUUGUAAAUAAUAUUUAUGAAAAUAAUAACAGUGCAUACCCUAACUUAGAAAAUAUUAUAGAAGAAGAAGAUUUUAACAUAAUCAUAAAUAAAAUACAAGAUAGUCAUGAUAAAUCAAAUGAUAUUUUUCAUUUAUUGAUCAAAAUGUUGUCUAAUAAUACAAAUAAUCAUCCUAUUUUAUGUAACUAUGUAAAUAUAAAUAAAUCAUUGCGUGAGAUUUUCUUUGAAGAUACUAUGUUUUCAAAAAGUAAAAAUUAUGAAUAUUUUUUAACAGAUAGUGAUGAUAAUAGUGUACAAUCAUCAAAAACCAAUAGAAAAAGGAAAUUAUGUGAUGUUCCUAAUAAUUUAAGUAAGAAAAACACAAAGUAUGAAUUAUUAAAUGAAAAACAAGUUAAUAAUUAUAAUAAAUAUAAGCAUUCAGAAAGUAAUAUUCAUUUUGAAAACGAUAAUAAAAAUCUUGUGAGCAAUAAAGAUAUUGCAGAGAAUAGGAAAUCCUAUUCAAUUAAUAAUCAUGAUAUGAGUGAAAAUAUAAAUAAUAAUAAAAAUUUAAAUGAAAAUUACAAUGAGUUAAGUAAUAAUAACGACAAUUUAUUUAAAAAUAAACAUGUAAAAGAUACUAAUGGUAAAAUAAAUGAUUACUUUCUAAAAAAAAAAAAAUUUGUUCAUGAAAAAAAUAAGCUAUUAAAAGAAACUGUAACAUGUAAUAUUGAAAAAGAAGAACUAACAAUGAAUCUUUUAAAUUACAAAGAAAGUGUAAAAAAAUUUAUCGGAGAAUCAAAUUUUCCUACAUUCAUUAAAAUAUUCCCUAAUAUUUAUACUAUUUUAGAUAAUGCAGACGUUAAAGAUUUAUAUUACUCUGCUUUUAAUGAUUUAAGAAUUUUUGGUUUAGAUUUAGAAGAUUUUGUUGAAUUUAACAAUAAAAUAACUUAUAAUGAGAAUUACUUACUAGGAAUAGGUAAAUAUCACAUAAAUAACAUCUUUACUUUGGAUAAAAAUUUAUCAAAUAUUAUUUUUGAUGAAAAAUAUAAUUCUCACUUUUCCGAUGAAUAUAAAACAUAUUUGUCAAACAAUAAAAACAGUGGAAAAAAUAGUUUAUUAUGUUAUAAUAACAGUGAUAAUAGGUAUUCAAUAAAAAGUAACAUGAACCUCAUUUUAAACGAUAAACAAAAAAUAGAAAAUAAAAAUAUAUCUGAAAUGAAAAAUAAGUGUAAAACUAUGACUAACAAAAAUCAUAUAGCUUUUAAUAGUAGUAGAUUAUCAAGCUAUCAUAAUAAUAAUAAUGAUUCAGCAAUAAAUAAAUCAGAUACAGAUACAGAUACAGAUAAAGAAAAAAAAAAAAAAGAAAUAACAAAUGAUCAUUAUCAUAAUAUAAAUUCCUUUAAUAAUAAAAAUAAUUUUGAAUAUGAACCUAAUUCGUAUAAUGAUUAUGAAUUUUCUUGUGAAUCAUCAUCGGAUAAUGAUGAAAAUCUAAACCUAAAAAAUUUCUUUUUUACAUAUAAUUCGUAUAUUAAUGAGUUUUAUAAAAAAAAAAAAAGAAAAUUUUGA